This is a messenger RNA of Arctia plantaginis, 246 nucleotides long. Lineage: Eukaryota; Metazoa; Arthropoda; Insecta; Lepidoptera; Erebidae. The record is from the annotation of a GenBank genome assembly.
AUGCCGCCAUCCAACACUUUCAUUGCAAUUCCAGUAGUGGGCUGUGAUGCACCUGAGGUCAUCCAGCAGAAUAAUGACAUGUGUAUAAACUCAAGAACAAUGUUUGAAGAUUGGAAUUUUAAGAGGCUCUUCCGAGAAAUGCCUAUUCGGCACGAGGAAUCUCUAGGCUGUUACCGGCCUGAUACGUGUUACUCCUUUCUAAGGCUUCUCAAAAUGUCGCACAUUCCUAUGCCUAAUGACCUCUAA